Messenger RNA from Lactuca saligna, 447 nucleotides. The record is from the annotation of a GenBank genome assembly. NCBI's taxonomy places the organism in Eukaryota, Viridiplantae, Streptophyta, Magnoliopsida, Asterales, Asteraceae.
AUGUAUAUGGCGGUGAAGAGAAUGUCAUACAGUCAGAAAGAAAUGGUGAGACAAAUGGGUUUCGGUGCGUUCCUUGAUAUAAAUUUGGAUUCAAUACCUUCUAGAUUGGCUUACUACUUGGUGGACAAAUUCAAAGCAAAAACAUCGACGAUUAAGACUAAGAAAGGGGAAAUACUUAUUACAAAGAAAACGCUUAAAGGGAUGUUUGGUUUGCCAAGUGAAGGUUUAGACUACAACCAAUUGGUGGAAUGCGAUAAAACAAAUACAGUUAUUGAAGCAUGGAAAAGUCAGUAUCCAGGAGGAAAGUUCAAUAAUGGAAACUAUGUGAAGAGGAUUCGACAAUCGGAUGUGGCGGAUGACAUGUUCAAGCUUAAUUUCCUGACAUUAUUCAUAAACACGUUUGUAGAGACAGAGAUGAGUGGGGCAAGCCGUGUUAAUUGUCUGUAG